CGCUGGCAUUUUGGCGAGACGCGGUCACACCGAGGGCAACAGCUGCUCGCGGGUAGAAUAUCGAAAAGUGUAACCGAAAAAAGACAAUUGUGCAACUGCUGCGAAAGCGAAACACAAUUGAACAAAAGAGCGCGCAACAUUGUUGGUAGCUGCCCGUCCGCGCGUGGAUUUGUGCAUUAAGUUAAAAAAAAUAUUCAUCGCAGCAAGAUGCACAGCGCUUGGUGACACAGAAUGCAGAUUGCUGGGCUCUUGCAUAAAUUCCGUUAGUAAUUCUAACUAUUUCAACCGCCCUAUAUUUCCUUCUGUUGUUGUAGUUGUGCGCGUGUGCAAUAUGUGUGUGUGUGUUUGCCAUGGUGUCUAUAUUAGCUUAGCGAUAUAUUUAUAUUCCUAAUUACAAACGCUGUGUCUGCGGUGGUCGCGUUGCCGAAUUAAAAGAAAGCAUUUCAGUUUCCCAUCGGCGGGCGCAGCUCAAACAUUGCAGCUCGUCAACAUUGCAACGAACUAACGGUGCUUACGUGCCACACAACGCACACCACGUACCGCCAUCCCCUCCCGGGAUCGCCUUCACCUUGAGCUGCCUGUCAAUUCUCGGCAUCGCUUCCUAUUUAUUCGCUGCCCCCAUUCUAACGGAACUUCUAGCGGUGUCAAGGUAGCCGAACCACACACACACUUACACGCGCGUGCACACACACAUGCUGACAACAGCUGUGGCGGAAACAGCUAUUUCUAUUGAAUAUUAGUGCCACCAAACAUAAAUUCGAAACGGGUUUAUUUAUUUUGUAUUAUAUUAUUGUAUUCGCAAAGACAAGGCGGUCGGCACUCGCACAUCACGUGUUUGACUCAGGCUACAAAUUUGUGGCCCACGAUCUGCUCUCAUUUGUGGUUGCGAUGUUCUCACUACAGCAGUUGCUCAGAGCGACAGCGACGUCGAAUGGCGGCAACGAUCUCAGCCGGCUGCUGCGCCACAUCGGCGGCGUGACGUCAGGAGCCACAACGACACUGUGCACAGCGCCAGCCACAAAGCACUCUAGUCAGGCGAAGUUCGGCGACAACAGCAGUCACGGUUCGCCCUCGCACACGGACGGUCGCAGUCACGGUGAAUCAGAGUCGGAUUUGGAGUCGGCGCACGGCCAGAAUUUCACAGCACACCAUUUCGCCCGACGGAUACUUCAGCAGCGCAGCCAGGACAUCCAGCGCCACAUCCACACGCAGUCAGCCAAAGGACAGACCCGAGCCAAGUCCUCGCAGCAAAAUCAGCAGCAGCAGCAGACCGCCACCAAGUUCGCCAUGUCAUCGCUAGCAGCCGAGCCCCUGCAGUCGCAGAAACCGGAUGAAAUCACGGCCAGCACAGGCGGCAAUGUGGAGACGCCCGCACUAGGCGCAUCCUGCCACGAGGUGGCCUCCGCAUCGGCCAGCGCCGGCAAGAAGCCCUGCUUCAGCUCGGGCCUCGGCGAGAUACUCCAGUUCAUGGAGCUCAUCGGCAACCUAAAGCACACAAAACGCACCGGAUGGGUGCUGCGUGAUGUCAACGACUGCGAAUCAAUUUCGGGUCACAUGUACAGGAUGAGCAUGCUAACCUUCCUGCUGGAUGGCAGUGAGGGACUGAACCAGAUUCGCUGCAUGGAACUGGCACUGGUACACGAUUUGGCUGAGAGUUUGGUGGGUGACAUAACGCCGUUCUGCGGGAUUUCCAAAGACGACAAGCGAGCCAUGGAGUUCAAGGCGAUGGAAGAUAUCUGCAAGCUGAUCGAGCCCCGUGGAAAACGCAUUAUGGAACUGUUUGAGGAAUACGAGCAUGGGCAGACUGCCGAGAGCAAGUUCGUCAAGGAUUUGGAUCGCCUGGAUAUGGUCAUGCAGGCGUUCGAGUACGAGAAGCGGGACAAUUGCCUUCUGAAGCACCAGGAGUUCUUCGACUCAACGGAGGGCAAGUUCAACCAUCCGUUCGUUAAGAAGCUGGUCAACGAGAUCUACGAGCAGAGGGAUGUCCUGGCGAAGGCAAAGGGCGCCACCCCGCCGCCGGCCAUUGAGGUGCCUAGCAUGGAGAGAUCUUCGAAACUUGUUAACGGGCAUGACGGCUCGAGUUGAGCGUUAUUCUAGGAACCCGUCUUAGGCUAGCACAUGAACACAUCCUCACAUACAAACCACCACGCUCUUAAUUUGUAAGCCAAUCCAACUAACAAACUGUUAAGCCUACCUCGACACGCUCAUAGCUAGAUCUAAUUCUUAACUCACUAAUUUAUUGCGAAAGAAACAGAAAAGAUGGAACCGAUGGGAAGUAGCUAAAUGGAAAUAUUAUAGUGGACACACACACCUGUUGAACACGUCUCCUUAGUUCGUUUCCUCUAAGUUAAGCGUAAAGUUGCGGAUCGAGUUUUAUCAAUAUAUUCAAUUGAUCUGACUUAGGAACCCAAUUGUAAAUAACUUAAACGAAUUGUAGUCUAUUUAAAACGUAUAUUGACCUUAAUUAUUGUAACAUUUGUCCUAAAGAAAUUUUAUUCAACGAACCGAAUGUCUAAAUCAAAACGAAAGAUCAGAAUCAAAAUCAAGUUAAUUGAUUUUUUAAUAGUUUGUUCACACGUGCGUUACUUUUACCCUUGAAUCGAACAAUUGUCACCAAAAUUAUUAUUAAAAUUACAUUGUGAAUUAGGCAAUAUAAAGAUGCAGUCACUCAUUAGACGUGGCCAAAAGACAAAG
This is a messenger RNA of Drosophila erecta, 2694 nucleotides long. RefSeq names its product HD domain-containing protein 2. Gene Ontology annotation, cellular component: cytoplasm. The coding region runs from base 889 to 2085 and encodes 398 amino acids. The record is from RefSeq and is a predicted model, not a curated record. Gene Ontology annotation, molecular function: 5'-deoxynucleotidase activity. The transcript has 5 exons. Lineage: Eukaryota; Metazoa; Arthropoda; Insecta; Diptera; Drosophilidae.